Lineus longissimus is the source of this 7725-nucleotide messenger RNA. RefSeq lists its product as uncharacterized. Gene Ontology annotation, molecular function: protein binding. NCBI's taxonomy places the organism in Eukaryota, Metazoa, Nemertea, Pilidiophora, Heteronemertea, Lineidae. The coding region runs from base 95 to 6808 and encodes 2237 amino acids. The record is from RefSeq and is a predicted model, not a curated record. The transcript is spliced from 33 exons.
AAACAACAUGGCUGACUUUUGUUAGUUAUGCUUUUCCUAAAUAUGAUUUUCCUAAAUAUCAUGAGUUUUGCCUAUUUCACCCAAAUAUCUCACAAUGGAUGAUAAUGCCAAAAACCAUCCUCAACGCAAACAUGGGGCUGCCAAAAGCUCAAGAAGUUCACGUUCAUCAAUUUCUACAAUUAAGCUGCCCCCAAUUACUACACCACCACGCAGACAGACUUCUCCUACAGUGAAUCCAUGGUUCUUCAAUGAUCCUGCUGCAUUGCGUUUGGGACGAGGCAAACGUAGUCGCCCAAGAUGUGGCAUCGGCAUUCUUGUCCAGUCAUCCUACUCACAGAGACGUAUGCUUGCCCCUCUCCCCGCCGUCAUCAAAAGAAACAAACAAGCACCUCCACCAAAACAAAAAACUGAGUUGUCAGGCCAAAUUGAUGCUUUGCUUCUGAAUGAAAGCAGGCCAAUGACAGAACUCAGUGAGAGUAUGAAAAAUGGUGCUGAAGGGAUGAAAGAACUAGAGUGUGACAGCAACUUGGAACCUGAAAACUUGAAACCUAGUGAUACAAACAGCCAAGCCUUCAAAGAUUUUGUUGCGGCUUUUGAUGCCAUCCCAGUUGACACGAAAAAUGUGUCUUUAUCAGACAUCAGUGGCAUCAGUGACAUCUCAUCUUUAUGGGAUGAUGAUGGUGAAGACGAUGAAGAUCUCGACAGUGAUGAUAUGGACGAUGAUGAGGAUGAUGAUUUAGAUGAUGAUUUAGAUGAUGAUGAAGAUGAUGAUGAUGAUGAUUUUGAUAUGGAUAUUGAUAUUGAGGAUAUGAGCAAAAAUGUCCUUCCCAGUGUCCUACCUUCCGUUGAAGACAGGCUAGCCCCAAUGCCAGCACAGUUGACUUUGGCUGCCAAGGUGAAAAGGCUGUUUCAGGGAGACGUGGAAUUGGACUAUCCAGCUAGCGCUAAGAUUGUCAGGAUCUUCACAAGCAGUACAUUUACAGACACACAUCAUGAGAGGAACUAUUUGAUGAAGAAAACCUACCCAGAGCUUAAGAAGUUUUGCCAUGGCCUUGGCUAUGAAUUCCAGGUUGUUGACAUGAGAUGGGGAAUCCGAGAAUACUCAAAUGAUGAACAUACUGCCACCGAACUUUGCUUACAAGAGUUGAAACUCUGCAAAGAUCUUUCAACUGGGCCAUUCUUUGUGACGUUCUUGUCUCACAAGUAUGGCUACUGUCCUCUACCGCGGGUCAUUGAUGGCGAAGAGUUUGAACUUUUGCUGAUAGCUGUAGUAGAAGAUAGUGACCAUGAUCUUAUCAGCAAAUGGUAUCAAAAGGAUUACAAUGUUGUCCCAGCAGCAUACAUCCUCCAGCCAAUCAGUACGUACUACCCUGAUGUUUUGGAUAAAAGGAGCAUCGAUGUCCAGAAAGCUGCCAAAAGAAGAUGGUGGGCCGACGAGGAACGAAUCUCUGAAAUUCUUGCCAGGGCUGCUGCACAAAAGCUACCCGAUACAAAAGAUAUUCAGAAAUACUUAAUAUCAGUGACUGAGAAUGAAAUCCGAGAUGGGAUCCUUGAAGCUGCAGACAUCGGUGACCAUUGUCUCUGGUUUUACCGAGACAUAGAAGAUAUCUACAACCAACCCAAGAAUUAUGCCUUUGGGCGCUACACUGAUGUCAAAACCAAUGAAGCGCAAACUGCCAAAGUGAUUUAUUCCCUGGAGAACCUAAAAUCCAAACUUUGCUUUAUAAUGCCAAAGAACAAUAUCAAGGAGUACAUUCUCAAAUGGGACGAAGCAGAAGGUAUCAAUCCAACAAGUGUACCUGAGCAUGCAAAAUACCUUGAAGAACUGGCACAAGAUUUUGAAAACCAAAUGAAGUCUUUGAUUGAGAGAGGAAUUGAGAAGAAGCAAAAGAUUGCCAUCCAUGACUCGCUGUAUGAAGAGGUGUUACAGCACACAGCAUUCUGUCAGGAGAAGAUCAGCAAGUUUCAUGGAAGGGAAGAUACCAUUCAGGAAAUCCUGAACUACUUCGAGACUUCUGGAAAAAGCAAGCCUUUUGUUGUCCAUGGAAAGUCAGGUUGUGGGAAGACAUCCAUAAUGGCAGCUGCAGCUCAGAAAAUCAAGCUGAAGCCAAGGACACUGGUUCUUCUCAGGUUUAUUGGGACCACACAGGAGAGCUCAGGCAUCAGACAACUACUAGUCAGUGUGAUGAAUCAGAUGUUUAAAGUUCAAAGUAAACAACCACCAGACUUCCCAGCGGACAUGAAAGGUUUGAUAACGAAAUUCACAGUAGCGAUCCAUUCCAUGGCCAUCUGGUUGAAGAUCUGGAACUGCCAAGCUGUGAUCCUGUUAGACUCCCUAGAUCAGUUAAACCCAGAUGAUGGUGCCUUACAGUUGGCUUGGUUACCUGUGAAACUGCCGGAGCGGGUCAAGAUUGUUGUGUCAACAUUGCCGGACAAGGAGUAUGAGUGCUUACCUCGACUUCAGGCGCUUAUUCCUUCAACCAAUUUCCUUGAGGUCCCAACUUUGUCAGACACCGACGUCAAUGGAAUCCUUCAACUCUGGUUCAACAAGACCCAUCGUACCCUAACAUCGGAGCAACAAGACAUUCUGGCAAAUGCAUUCCACAAGUGUCCAUUGCCUUUGUUCUUGAAGUUAAGCUUUGAUGAGUCAUGCCGCUGGUCAUCAUACUAUACGCCAGAUAGGACCGUAUUGGAGCAUACAAUCAGGGAAGCCAUAAUCAGUCUGUUUAAUCAGCUAGAAAAGAAAUAUGGGACACUGUUGGUCUCCAAGGCUCUACGUUAUAUGACAUUGGCUGGGCGUAACAAUGGCCUGACUGAAACUGAACUUGAAGACCUUCUGUCAUGUGAUGAUGACAUCCUCAACGAUGUAUACCAAUACUGGACUCCGCCAAUCAGACGUCUGCCUCCCCUUUUGCUUGUCCGUCUGCUGAAUGAUAUCAGACAGUACUUAGUGACUCGAGGAGCAGAUGGAUUCCGGGUGGUCUACUGGUAUCAUCGUCAGUUCAUUGAGGCUGCCCAAGAGCAAUACUGCACUGUGUCUGAGGAGGACACCAAGGCGGCCCAUUUUGCCAUUGCAGAAUACUUUCUUGGUACUUGGAGUGGGGUUCCUAAACCAUACAUCGAUAAGAAAGGCAUCCCUCAUGAAGAUGAUCGCAUCUUACCAGAACAACCAAUCAAGUUCACUGAAGAUCUCUACAACUAUCGCAAACUCAUGCUUCUGCCGACGCACUUGGCAUACAGUGGAAACUUGAACUUAUUGAAGACAGAGGUUCUCUGUAACUACACUUGGCUGUAUGCGAAGCUGAAAGCAAAGUCACUCAGGCAUGUAUUGGAUGAUUACCAACUUGCUGCAGGCCUCUACUCCUCUGAUACUGACAUCCCAACAAUCAUGUCCAUGUUGCAACUCUCCCAAGUUGUCAUACAGAUUGAUGUAACAACCCUGGCUGGCCAAGCUGUGGGAAGAAUAAAGGAAGCUGACAGCCCACACAUGAAGGAGUUCCUGUCUCAGUGCUGUCAACCAUCAGAUCCAGGCUUCAUCCCCGAGGAACCAUUCCUGUUCUCUGUGGGGGGUGAGCUGGCCCACACCAUCAGGCUGCACAAAGAGGACAUAUACAGCUUAGCAAUAACUAAAGAUGGGAAAUAUGCUAUUAGUACUGGCGACGAGGCCAUCAAGGUGACUGCAAUUUCAGACGGUACGGUGAAAAAGUCCUACACCGCAAUGGUCAAGCCAACCAAUCGCUCCUUCUACGACCAAGUGAGAAUCUGCGGGAAAGAUGGUGAACUUUUCUCGGUCCUUCUCUCACUCGGAUACAACAGUAGAUGCCAAUUGUUUAUCCUGAAGGUCGAGACUGGCGAAGUUGUACAUCAGCUAUCCGUGUUUACAGCAUCCGUGACAACACAUGUUUUUGACGAUGGAUGCAAAUUAGCAGCAUUGAUUGGUAACAGCCUCUUCAUCUUCGAUGUAUACACUGGUGAAAAAGUGAAAAUCACUGACACACUUCUGGAGAAAGGACAGAAAUACGGCAAUGAAGAUCUGAUUGGAGGAAACAAGAAAUACCUUGUCUUUUCCUGCUUAGGAACCCGAUAUGUCCGGAUAUUCGACAUUGAGAAGAACGAGAUAAUCAAAAACGUUGAGAUUUAUGCCAGGGAUAUGAAAAUACCUGAAGAUGAUGAAGAAGAAGACAAAGGGAAAGCAGAUGUCAGCAAUGAAUCUGAUGUCAACGAUGAAGCAGACGUCAAUGAUGAAGUAGGCAUCAACAAUGAAGCAGGCGUCAGUGAUGAAGAAGGUGUCAACAAUGUAGCAGGCGUCAAUGAUGAAGCAGAUGACAAGAAGAAAGUCAAGAAUCAUGAUACUGACGAAGAUGAUGACGAAAACGAAGAUGAUGAUGACGACUAUGACAAUGUCACUAUCGAUGGUUUAGCAGUUACCCCCGAUGAGGAGUAUGUUGUCCUUGCUAAUUGUUCUCUCAAUGAUUUGGAAUAUUUCUCAUUGCCUGAGAUGGAGAAAGUCAAGACUUAUCAAGGUCAUCGAAAAGACUACUCGGAGAAGUUCCAGAUACUCCCAGACGGCAAACAUCUCGUGCUUCCAGGGAUGGAACAUUCAAAUGUCAUCGCAUGGGACCUGGUUGCCGGCACCAGGCACACCAUACUUGCCCAUGAGCAUGCAGUCCAGUUUAUCGCGGCAGUGGAUAUGAAAACAUUUGUGACGACAUCGACCGAUAACUUGCUUCGGAUCUGGCAUCGGGAAGACACUGCUCUGCCAGUUGCUGGAGGUAAAGAUGGUCCUGAUAAGGAGACUGUGGCAUGGAGGUUCCUAACAUUGAACCCAAAGAACCCUCGCUACCUGCUGGGCAGUUACACAAUUAAAGAUGCCGAAGGCAAAACCAAGGACAUCCAACUUUUUGUACUGGAUCUGAUGUCAAGGGAAAUUGUUCGAUCAGCUGCAAUACCUUCUAAUAAAUAUAGUCGUUUCUAUAUCAAUGAAGAUAAGAUCAGCCAGUCUCAGUUUAUCAACGACCAUCAAUUCAUAAUGUGCAUUGCAAGAAAGUUGGUGAUCGUAAAUUUGGAUACAUUGGAAGUUGUACGCAUUUUGGAUGGGUCCAUUCCUAAGAUCAAUCACUGUGUUGGCAUCAUCAAUGACGCUACAGAAUGUAUUUGUCUGAGUCGGGGUAGCAAGAACCUGAAGAUCAGUAACCUGGCAACUGGAAAAACAGUUGCAAUAUUGAGGAACGAACUUGACAACAAAAAAGAGCCCGGUGAUGCACAGAAGGAGAUAAAGCUGACAAAAUCUGGCAAAGUCAAGAAAAAGAAAAUAGUUCGAUAUGACUCCGUUUUGACCAAUCCCAAUGGUACAUAUGCUGUGGCUGCAACAGACGGUAUGAAAACCCAACUUCAUGUCUUUGAUGUCGUGAACAGAAAAUUUCUCCAUCGCAUAGAUCUGAACCCGUAUGCUAAAGACGUUGACAUUUACCUUGAGGGCUCGCGAAUAUGGUCUCAGGAUGGGAAUCUCAUGGUUGUGCAAGGUUCUGGUGUGAUACGCAAGAAACAUCAGCAGAUUAAACCACGCUUGGAGAGCAGUGUGAUGGUGUUUUAUGUGUGGGAUAUAGCAAAAGGAGACAUGUCUUCCAUUCUGUAUGAUUGGGAGCAUGGGCUGCUGCAUGAGCAGAAGAAGAGAGAGAACUCCCCUGAGGCAAACUCCCUCUAUGUAGCAGCCAAUGACGUGGCCUAUGUCUCCUGUGAUGACUUCAUUGUCAGAGCUCAUGACAUUCACUCAGGGGACCUUCUUUAUCGCUUGGAAGGACAUGGGUCACAUGGGGCUGAAGUUAUCUCUCUGUCCUUGGACCACCGACGUCUUGUCACAUAUAAUUCUAGCUCCGAAGAGCUUGCCUGUUUUGUUUGGGACCUGGUGACACACAAGAGGUUGACAAUGUUCAGGUUCGAUGCUGAGAUCUCCUCUGUAGCUGCCGUUGGGCAGUGCAGUUCUCUAAUCAUUGCUGGUAAAUCGAAACUAGACAUGAAGUAUAUCAACCUGCAUGGUGAAGGAUGCCACAGCUAUGAAGAGGACUUGAAAGACUUGCCAGAAAUGUUCAGUGGAAAAGUGCUGAAUGUCACACUAGAUCCACUCACUGAGGCAGAGAUUCUUCAAGCACAUGAAGUUCACGAAGGUGACCUUGACAGUGAUGUUGAUAGUGUGUCCGGUGAUGAAAGUGAAGAAGGUACUGAUAUAGAAGAUAGCGAUGAAGAGGAGGAGGUGGAUGAAUAUGGUGACGAUGAUGAAGACGAUGAUGCCAAUGAUAAGGGAGAGGAGAAAGUAGCUCUACCACCAGGUCCCAAAAUCCCAGCAAAUUUGACAAAAGAAGAAGUUAGUGGCUAUCAAAAUCAGCUGAUGGAAAUGGAGAAACAAAUAGAAGAAACCAUGAAACUUCUGGAGGAGGCUGUGCAGAAAAAGGAGAAGGAAGAAAGAGAAAAGAGGCUAAAGGCUGUGGGAGAAGCUGGUGUGUUACCCAAAGACGGGGCUGUUGGGAUGUUAACUGAUGGAUCAGUUAAAGACGAAGCUAGUGGCAGUAGUGACAAUUAUGAAUUACCAAAUGAUGAGAUUGUAAAGGAAACUGUUGACGCAGAAAGUAAUGGACUUGCAAAGGGUGAAACUGUUGAUAAUGAAGCUGAUCAGGUGGCAGAGGGUAAAAUUGUUAACAUAGAAAUGAAUGGACUUGCUAAAGGUGAAACUGUUGCUGAUGAAGCUGAUCAGGUACAAGUGGUAAGGGACAAAACUGUUGAUAAUGAAACUACUCAGUUAGCAGAGAGUUAAACUGUUGAUCAUGAAACUGAUCAGGGAGCAGAGAGUGAAACUGAUAAGGCAGCAGAGCGCAAGAUUUCUUUUAGAGGCUUGCUUAUCCUUAGUUCUUGGUGUAAGAUUAAGAGAAAUGAAAAUCUGACCUUGGUAUGCUAUUUGAAUGCCACUUUCAAAGAACCAAGCAAAAUAGAUAUGAUAUCCCUCCAUUAAAGGUAAACUGAGAGUUAUGAUAAUAACCAUUACAAUCAAAAAUGUUGUCACAGCAAAAAGAGCCGAUUACGUGUUUCAUGCGAGCUGCCUGAGGUGAUGACGUCAUAAUUGCAAUGUUUAUUAUUAUCAUCAAAUGAUUAACUUAAAAGUUACUAAAACUCUCAGUUCUCCUUUAAGUGAAUUGAAGCGUUUUAUUGACGUUGCUAAUGUCUUAUUGAUCAUUUAUUUAAAUUGUACUCUCGGUUGGUCGGCCAAUGUCAGAGAACCAGGGGCCGUAUUUACAAAGCCCUCGCAUCUUUGCGACCACGCAAAUCUAUUGUUCACCUGCAUACACCCUAUUGUUCACUGACUGUUAGACAAAAGAUUAGCGUGGUCGAAAAGUUGCGAGGGCUUUGUAAAUAUGGCCCCAGCACUACAAAUCUCUACUUUGUUAAAACUUUUUAAAAUUCUCAUAUCUUUAUGGGCAGCUGUUAUUGUUUUAUAAUAUACAUGUACAUUGUAUACUCAGGUCCAGCCAUCACGUUAAAGGAGGAGUGCUCUUGGAUAUUGACGACUGUCAGAAGUCUGAGAGGUCUCCAACAUUUUAUAUGUUUACAUGUGUUAGUAUAUCUAUAUCUGAAAUAUUGUAAAAAUUGUGAUACUAGUUAUUAACUUGCCAAAGUAAGAGAUCUGUCUGUAUGGUAUAUACAUGUAUUUGUUGAAGAUUAAUACGUCCUGUUAAU